UCGGAUUUUAGUGGACGUGUGGUAAAUAAUGAUCACUUUUUGUACUGGGGUGAUGUUACAAAAACUUCUGAAGAAGGAAUUGAUUUUACAUUCCAAGUUAUUGAGCAAACUGAGUUUAUUGAUGAUUCUUCUUUUCAACCAUUUAAAGGAGGAAAAAUGGAACCCUAUGUUAAAAGAUGUGCAGGUACAAAACUCACUUCGGCUGAAAAACUAAUGUACAUAUGUAAAAAUCAAUUAGGCAUUGAAAAAGAAUAUGAACAAAAAGUAUUACCUGAUGGUAAAUUUAAUGUUGAUGGUUUUUUGUGUGUAUUUGAUGUCAGUGUAGUACCUAGUCGUAGUAUAGAAAAACAAUUAGAAGCUGUGACAAAUAUAUUACUGAAUAUAAUAAAAACAAAAAAACCUGUGGUUAUAGUAACUACAAAAAAUGAUGAAUUUAAUGAAGCUUAUGUUAAAGAAGUAGAAAAACUUGCAGCACGCAAAGAAUUCAAAGGGGCCAUUCCAAUAAUUGAAACUUCAGCUCAUCAAAAUAUAAAUGUUGAUACUGCAUUUAUUGCACUUGCUCAUCUUAUUGAUCGAUUUAAAGGUCGAACAAAAAUAGUACCUUAUUUAGAAGCAGUUCGCAUGCGAAAAGAACUAUUAGAUAGCACUACUGAUGCAUAUCAAACAUUGAUUCAUUCACAAGUAACUGAUUAUCGUGCUUUAUGGAGCCAAACUUCAAAAAAAUUAAUGAAGUAUGAUGAAUAUGUGAAAUAUAAAGAAAUUUUUGGGUCAGAUAAAGCUCAACGAAUUUUUAGGCGACAUGUUAAAAUGUUAAAAGAUGAACAAGUAUCUAAAAGAGUUCAAAAUUAUAUGGAAAUGUUGCCUGAUAUUUUACAAGAAUUAGUACCUGAGAUUUCUACGCUGAAAGAUGGGGAUUGGCCAACUGUUCAAAAGCAUAUUAAGGAGCAUCCUGAAUUUAACAAUUAUUUUUAUAAAUGUCCAGAUGAUAUUCCAUGGACAGAAUGUGAAUUAGAAAUGAAGGAAAAAGGUAGUGAAAGAGAUGAUAGAAGAAUUCCUUGUGAUGUUUUAGAAACUGGUGAAGCUGAAUCUGUGUUUAAAAAUCAUGCUAAUCAUUUACAGUUGGAAAAAAAUAGAAAAGAAUGGAAGAAACAAUUUAAACAAUUAUUACAAGAUGCUGGAUAUGUGACACCAGGCAAGCCAAUGUCUGAAGUUAGAGUACUGUUUAUGGGGCGUGAGUGUUUUGAAGAGUUGUCACAUGAUGAUUGCCAAUAUAUUUAUGAUAAACAUCAAAAAAGUAUUAUUGAAAAAGCAAAGCACAACUUUCAAGAAUUAUUGUUGGAACAUGCUAAUCUAUUUUAUCAUUUCAAAAGCAUAGCACCCACAGGAACAAUUACACAAGAUGAUAUUAAGGAAAUAACUGAUGCUUUGAAAGAAGAUUCUAGGUAUAAAGCUUUAGAUAGACUUGAUCAAGAUAGAAAGCUAAUGCUUUUCCAACAUUUGGGUUUUGUUCAUUGUCCUAUACGGGAACAUUGUCCUGCUUUUCCUAAUUGUAUGGACACAUUAAUUGAAAAACUACUGAGUGAUAGAGUUCAAAGACCUACAUCUGGAAAGAAUAAUCAAUGGACAAUAAAAUCUGACAAUAACUUAAAUUUAGUAAUAUUAGGAUCUAAUGGAUUAGCAGAAGAAUUUUCAAUCAAAUUAAAAGCACAAUGUGAUGAUGAUGAAUAUGAACUAGAUAGUCAAGUAUAUAGACUUAAGUAUCGAGUAAUUAACGGUGAUGUUAACUUAUCACAUAAUUCAUUUCAAACAUCUGAUUUUAAACCUAAUGGUUGUGUUUGUGUAUACUCUAAUUCUAAAUCUUUUGAGUAUAUUAGAGAUAGUCUUGAAAAAACUUUACUUUCUAAUUUAAAACAAGAUGAUAAAUUGCCAUUUCAAGGUCUACCAAUUGUGCUGUUACAUAUUAGUGAAUUUGGUAGUGGUCAGAAAGAGCUAACUCUUCAAGCAGAGGGUCAAAGUUUAGCUGAUAGUUUACAAUGUUCAUUCAUUAACAUCUCUAUGGAAGAUGGGGAUACUUCAAUGUUUAAUGUAGACUUAAUUUCUAAUGCAAUGAAAUUACUUAUACAAUGUAUUACUCACAGAGAUGGCUUCAUAAAUGAAAAUCAAUUAAUUAUGGAUCCAUCAGAUCCUGAUAUACGGAUUAUAAUGUGUAUGUUUUGUGGAGAUUCAUAUUCUAUAGACAGUAUACUAGCACCUUUAUUAAAUCACCAAUGUUGCUAUUUAAGUGGAGAUCGAAGCAUUAUUUUAGAAACUUUCCUUGGUACAACUAAACGUAAAAUUGAAGUUAUUAUAUCAUCUUAUCAUGGUGCAAAUGCAUUUCGAGAAGAUCUAGUACAUGGAUUUAUUCUUACUUAUUAUGCUAAACGAAAGGCAUCAUUGUCAACCUUAAAUGGAUUUUCAUGUAGUUCAUUUUCUAAUAAUACUCCAAAUUUACCUAUUCAAAUAAUGGCCAUUACAGAACCAGUAGGAACUAAUUCAUUCCAUAAAAAUGAUCCAAGUCUGCAGUUAUUAAAUGAUGGUAGUUCUAUUGCUGAUCAACUAAAGGCACAAUUUAUUACUAUUAUAAAUUUUUCAUCACAGAAAAGCUCUUUUUAUGCUCCAUUCUUUAAAGAUGUUUGGGAUAAAAAGUCAGAGAUAGAACAAGCCUUCCAUAUGGAAGAACCCACUGUUUAUAAACAAUUCAACUCUUCUUUGAAAAUGAAUAUAUCUUCACAUGAAGGAAGCAGUAAUAAUUUAUAUGCAAGAUUACCAUCUCGGAUGACUCAAGAUGAUGAAAGUUAUUCGUUAAUUCAUUCAAAUGAAAACUUAAUGAGUCCAAGUGAUGAUAGUGAUACAUUUUCACCAAUGGAUAAUAUGCUUCUUAAUCCUAGUAGUAAUAAUUUGGAUAAACAAAAAGGCUUUCAGGUGUUUCCUCAACCUACAACCCCACCUGAACCAGCUCCACCUGAUCAUGCUGGACCUCUUGGUAUCAACAACAAUUCACAGAUGAUUGCUUCCAACUCCAGUCUUGAUGAAAUAACAUCCGAUAUUAGUGGAUCAAGGGAGUCAUUAGCAACACAUGACUCAGGAUGGGUAGAUGAUUCUGUAUUCAUGCAGCAUAGUCAAAAUGAAAAUCCUUGGAUGAACAGUUAUUCCAAACAUGCCUUUACAACAGGAAGACAUCAUAUAUCCAAGUCUCGUUAUAAAAAUAGUAAUCAUACAAUGAAGCAACCAGGUAAAUUGAAUAUGAAUGAUUACACACUUGUCACAGAUGCUAUUUCUAGAAUGAAUCUAAUAGGUGGAAAAGAUCAUUAUAGUCGACCUUACAAUAGUAGUGGUUCAUCUUAUAGUUAUGCUCCAUUAGCUACACCUGAAAAUGUAGAUUUAGGUUCUGAAUAUGCUCAGGUUAAAGAUAUAGUACCUGGUCAUUAUCCAUUUGAUGGAGAUUAUUCUUAUUCUCUUGUUCAAGAUAGUUUAUCAAGCUCUAGUAAACAUAAAAUAAGGCUUCAUAGAGAAAAAGGAAGACCCAACUAUUCAGAUUCUGAUAGUGAUUGGAGUUCAAUGGAAAGACGAGCAGAACCAUUAUUUAAUUCUUCUAAUGAAACUUUUUCAAAAUUAAAAUCUCGCAAAACUGUCACUCAAAAACGACCUAAGAAAAAAAGAAUUGCUAUUCCUGUUGCAACACCUAAGGUUCCUUCAUUUAACCCACCAUCAAAUGGAUCCACUAUAGGUUUUAGUUCUCUGUCUUCUCAACAUGGCACAUUUUACUCUGAAGAAAAUUGCGAGAUUAAAUCUAAUAAUAAUGUUUCAUCGCCUCAUUUGUUAGUGGCAAAUUCUGAUUCAUCUAGUGAUAAUUCUGAUGAGAAACCUACUGUUUGGGCACAUCCUUCUGCUAGACAUCUUGAUAAAAGAUCUUUACGGUAUAAAACAAAACAAAUGUGCGCUCCUAUUCCACCAGUAAUAUCUCCCGGUGCUAUAAUUAAUACAAUGUCCUCACAUAUUCAAGAAAUUAAUUAUAAUUAUGAUGAGGAAUCGAGUUUAGAUAUUUCUUCUCCAAGAUGCCUAAAUUCUCCAUCUGUAAUAGGAAGUUUAAAAGGAAAAGAUGAUGACAAAUCAUUCAGAAGAAAAGAAAAACAGAGAGUUAAGGAAGAAGUUAAAAUGGAAAAAAGACGUUUAAAAGAAGAAAAAUUGAGAAAAGUAGCUGAAGACAGAGAGAAAAAAAAGAAAAAUAAGACAAAAGUAGUUGGAGGCUCACCUAUGGCACAUCAACCUAAUUUGGAAAAUUUUAUUCAAUCAGAAAAUAAUGCUAUACCAUUGUUGCUGGAAAAAUGCGUUAAAUUUAUUGAAGCUGAAGGUUUGGAAUCUGAAGGAUUAUAUAGAGUUCCGGGCAAUAGAUCUCAUGUUGAACUUCUCUUUCAGAAAUUUGAUGAAGACAACAAUAUAAAUAUUGCUGAACUUGAUAUACCAGUUAAUGCAGUUGCUACAGCAUUAAAAGAUUUCUUUUCUAAAAAAUUGCCUCCUCUAUUUACUGAUGAUUUAAUGGAUGAAUUAGAAGAUUUAUCUGACUUUUUUGUUUCAGUUAAAGCAGAUAGAAAUUGUCGGUUAAUGGCAUUGAGAAACUUAUUGAAAAAAUUACCUCAUGUCAACUUUGAAGUGCUAAAAUUUAUAUUUCGUCAUUUUGUUAGGGUGGCCGAAAAUUGUAAAGCAAAUAGUAUGGAUUCUAAAAAUAUUGCAAUAUGUUGGUGGCCUACAUUGUUACCAAUUGAAUUUAAUGAUAUGGGACGAUUUGAACAACUACGGCCCCAUUUAGAAGACACUGUACAGACCAUGAUUGAUCAAUAUCCAUUUUUGUUUUGUGGAAAAGAUGCAUUUGUAAUGGUAUAAAAACUAUUACAUACUGACGAUAAGGAUGGACAAAAAAAAAAAUUUAAGAGUUAAUAAGUUAUUUAUUACUAUUAUAUAAUAAUUAAUAAAUUGACAUUUUCAUAGACAUUUUUGUAUCCAUGGUUUAAAAUUAAUUAACUCUAGCCAAAGAUAAAAUAUUUGUGUUGUUUUAUGUAUUAUUUUUUUUAAUAAAAUUUGAUAUAUAGAAUAAUAAUAAUAUUAAUUAAUAUAUAAAUUUACUUAAGUAUAAAAUUUUAAAAUAAUUUUUUAAACUAUUUUACAAAUAGCCGGAGAUGGUUUUUAUUUUAUAAAAUGCUUCUAGAGUAAUUUGCUAAAAAUUGAGAUAAUUUACAAAUGUAUUAAAAAAUUUUAAUAAAAUGUUAAAGAAAGUUUUAUAUUAACAAAUUAUGUUGGUGUAUAAUUUAAAUCUUUUAUUUGAUCAACUCUUCUUUGUGGUGCUUUCAUAUUAUUCUAUUUUUAAGUUGCCUGACUUUUAAAAUGUUUUAUUUGAAGUUACUGUAUUAUAGUUUUCUCAAAUAAUUGAUUCAUAUAAGUAAUUUAUACUAAUUAGUUGACUUGUGUAAUUUUUGGGUAGGCAAUAUUAAUUCAGUAAUAUUUGUUCUAUAUUACACUUAAUUUAUUUUAAUUGAUGCUUACCAAGAGUUACCUCUAGUCACUAUAAUCUUAUUAAUCUAUUCAUUAGAAAAAUUCCCCAUUAUUUCAAUUUAGUGU
Daktulosphaira vitifoliae (grape phylloxera) is the source of this 5652-nucleotide messenger RNA. RefSeq names its product rho GTPase-activating protein 190 (gene RhoGAPp190). Lineage: Eukaryota; Metazoa; Arthropoda; Insecta; Hemiptera; Phylloxeridae. The record is from RefSeq and is a predicted model, not a curated record. Gene Ontology annotation, biological process: signal transduction. Gene Ontology annotation, molecular function: GTPase activity; GTP binding.